AUGUCUCUGGCCAGAGUGAUGAUGAAUGGCUCAUCGGUGUCAGAUACCGCCUCCAACUGGAUGACACCUGACAACCCCACCGUCGACUCUGCCGUUGCACACCUCCCGAUGAACGAGUUCAAUCCUAUAUGCAUUGGUGUUGCCCAAUUGGUGGAACCAUACCCAAGUGAGUCCUCCAACACCGACACAUAUAUGCUCACAUGA
Messenger RNA from Acytostelium subglobosum LB1, 204 nucleotides. RefSeq lists its product as hypothetical. The record is from RefSeq and is a predicted model, not a curated record. The transcript has a single exon. The coding region runs from base 1 to 204 and encodes 67 amino acids. Lineage: Eukaryota; Evosea; Eumycetozoa; Acytosteliales; Acytosteliaceae.